AUGGCUGCCAUUGGCUCUGUGGAAGCGUCCCUCACCAGCACAACAAGUGAACACACCUCGGGCAUCGCCAGCCUCCAAUCAAGCAUUACUGCGGCAGAGUCAUCUCUCGGCGCUGCCGUCUCAGAAAAUACGGCUGCUGUCAACAACGCUGUUAGCAGCAUUACGGACAAUCACAACGAUCUCUCGGCCCACGUGAGCGCGUCAGGGCAGGUUGUGGAUCUACUCGCUUCCAGUCUGGAGAGUCGCAUUGGGUCCGAGGUCAACACCGUCGCCGGCGAGCUGGAGUCGUUGGAAGCCGCUGUGACAGACAGCCUUGCCAUGCAAGUGCAGUCACUGGAGACGCAGCUCUCCGCAACGCAGCAGCAGCUGAACAUGGCCCGCGGACACGCCUGUCGCAGCCUAACGUGGUCGGAUGAUGCAGGUUGCACCGUGGAUGUUCCAACACGCGCGAACCACGACUUUCCCGACUCGCGCACCACUAGCACAUCCUGGUCAACAGUGUCAGCGAGGGUCUACACGGUGUACAAGCAAGGCGGGCUUGCCGACACGGGCCUGCGCGUCACGUGGACCGAUCUGAUGGGCUUCCUUGGAACAGGGUCCAGCGGAACAGCGGCAGAUUACCGCCUCCUGGUGAACGGACAAUGUAGGGAUGGCCGUUGCUACAAGACGGUGCACAGUGAUGGCUACACAAGCUGGUCCAUGUACUCCAACGCCUGGACAUGGUGGCUUAUGGACCUCCCAGAGGGAACAUACGAGUUUGAGAUUCAGCAUCGCCGCGACUCCCGCGCCUCCCGCCUCAUCGCUGGUUGGAAGAGCAACCAGGAGAACACGCUUGCAGUGGAGGAACUUCCGCUCACGGAAUUCACCGUCAAGCAGCACAUGCCAGAGCGUCGCACGACCACGACGUCGUUUGUUGAUUUGCCGGAACGCGUCGCCCAAUACAGAAAGACGGAAGCAGACACCGACCUCCACAUCAUCUACUCUGACACGCUUGGCUUCAAUCAGAACAGGCAACACACGACAGCAUGCGGCUUCCAAGCGCUUCUCUACCGCCCAAACCAGAAGGACUGGGUCAACCUUGGCAGCAACACAUUCCAUACGCACGGCGGCUCUGGCUGGCAGAUUUGGCCGUUUGAUAUCCACUACUUUGCCGAAGCAAGCUCACUCAACCUGGGACCAGGCAUAUACACCGUGAAGCUCCAGUGGUACAUGGGUGGCGGCUCGAGCCAGAUCCUUGCUGGCUGGCCUGGGUCUGAGGCGAACAGCAUCUCCCUGCACGAGCGGCGUCGUGGUCUCUACGUCAUUGCGCCAUCGCCCGUCUUCUCUUCAAGCGGCUCCCGGCGCGACUUCAGAGACAUCCGCACAACGUCGACCUCCUACACCGACCUGAGUGACAGGAUUGCGACCCAUACGAAGAAGGAUGACAGCAGCCUGAUUCGCGUCACGUACAUGGACACAUUUGGCUCCAAGAUCAUCGACAACGGCCAGAGUGCGUCGACGAAGUGA
Molecule: messenger RNA, 1506 nt
Organism: Salpingoeca rosetta
Lineage: Eukaryota; Choanoflagellata; Craspedida; Salpingoecidae
Exons: 12
Coding region: 1-1506 (501 amino acids)
Source: RefSeq, a predicted model, not a curated record